AUGAAACGACUUUACAAGGUGCCAUUUGAGAGAAACUCUGACAGAGUCAAGAAUCUGCGACAUGACUUUGUAGAGAGAGUAUUGGAGAUGGAUGCCCAUGUAAUUUGCCACGAAUUUAUUUAUGUGGAUGAGGUUGGCUUCAACCUCACCAAAACCAGGUGCUGUGGACGAAAUGUGAUAGGACAGAGGGCAAUUACCAAUGUCCCUGGACAGUGUGGGGGUAAUAUAACCAUGUGUGCUGCCAUCACUCAAAACGGGGUCCUCCAUCACCAUGCCACACUGGGUCCGUACAACACCGGCCAUAUACUCACUUUUCUGGAUGCAAUUCACACAAUGCUUGUCCCUGAUCCAGAUCAGGAGCCUGCUAGAUUUGUGGUUGUGUGGGACAAUGUUAGUUUUCACCGGGCUGUUCUGGUCCAAAACUGGUUUGCCACCCAUCCACAAUUUGUAGUUUUGUACCUACCUCCAUAUUCACCUUUUCUAAAUCCCAUAGAGGAAUUCUUCUCAGCCUGGUGCUGGAAAGUGUAUGAUCGCCAACCCUAUGCCCGCAUGCCACUUCUCCAGGCAAUGGAGGACGCAUGUGGGGACAUGGAGGUUGCCUCUGUCCAAGGUUGGAUACGCCAUGCUAGGAGAUACUUCCCUCGAUGUUUGGCAAGAGAAAACGUAUCUUGUGAUGUGGACGAAGUAUUGUGGCCAGACCCAGCUCGGAGAAGAGAUGAAGCUUCGCACUGGGGACUGCACCCCCCCACCCCCCCCGCCAAUUCCUGGACCGGGACCCCACACACAAUUUACUGUAUUCUACUGUAAAGAAUAUACUUUUGGUUUACGUAAAUGUUUAUAGUUUUGUUGUAUGCUAAUGUAUAUAACAGUAAUGUUUGGCCUAAUAAAUAUUUUCUGUUUCUACAUUGCAUUGGCGUUUCCGGUG
This is a messenger RNA of Xyrauchen texanus (razorback sucker), 925 nucleotides long. RefSeq lists its product as uncharacterized. The record is from RefSeq and is a predicted model, not a curated record. NCBI's taxonomy places the organism in Eukaryota, Metazoa, Chordata, Actinopteri, Cypriniformes, Catostomidae. The coding region runs from base 1 to 807 and encodes 268 amino acids. Gene Ontology annotation, molecular function: nucleic acid binding. The transcript has 2 exons.